Strongylus vulgaris is the source of this 759-nucleotide messenger RNA. NCBI's taxonomy places the organism in Eukaryota, Metazoa, Nematoda, Chromadorea, Rhabditida, Strongylidae. The record is from the annotation of a GenBank genome assembly.
AUGCAACGAACAGCUCUUUUGCUCGCCUUACUCCUUUCUUGUACCUCAGCUUUUCUUCAAAAUCCAAUUUGUGCAAGCUGUUCCGGUGGCAAUACAUAUGGCUCAUACAGUAGCUAUCCAAAUAUCAGCCCAAAUCCACUGGCAUACUUUAAUGGACCUACAGAUUUUGGUAAUCAACUUGGGAAAGCCAUUGCAGCGAGCAUUAGUGAUCUAGUUGUAAUAACCCCUAAAGCACACUCUUUCCAGUCUUACUCGUCCGGCUACUCUUCCAGUUCAUCGCAACCAAAAUUGACGUUUGGCUCAUAUCCACAGUCCGGAUUGAGUACUCAGACCUACGGUGGUGCAAAUGACUAUGGACCACAAACCUAUGUGAUCCAACCUGACCUCUAUGGCGGAAAUGCUAACAGCUACGGUGGCCAAACAUAUGGCAACGUACAAACCUACGGUUCACAAGGAGGAUAUGAGAAUCAAGGAUACGGUAACCAAGGCGGAUACACGUUUAGCAGCUUUCCCAAUAACAACGGUUACGGUAACCAAUACAUUGGGCAACCAGCCACCAGUUAUGGCCUCAGUAAUUACGGUAAUAUGGCGACAAAUUACGGUAACAAUUAUCCCACCAACACAUACGGGGUUCCUGAUCCAAUCACCACUGGUGGCGUAUCUACUGGCAACGUUGGCAGUUGUCCUUACUGUUUCGGCAAUAAGGGCGGUUACAAGACGAAAAAAGCGAAAAGAGAAUCAAAAUCAAAAAAGGACUGA